Molecule: messenger RNA, 477 nt
Organism: Brassica oleracea var. oleracea
Lineage: Eukaryota; Viridiplantae; Streptophyta; Magnoliopsida; Brassicales; Brassicaceae
Exons: 2
Coding region: 1-477 (158 amino acids)
Molecular function (GO): nucleic acid binding
Source: RefSeq, a predicted model, not a curated record
AUGGCCGCAUACGCCAAUAGGCAAGCCAAACACUGCGACCAGUGUCAAAGGCACACUCCAGUUUCUAAACUCCCUCCUGAAAACCUCACGUCCAUAAGGUCACUGUGGCCCUUCAGAAAGUGGAGCAUGGACAUAGUGGGGAAAUUACCUAUUGCGCCGGGGCAGAAGUCUAACGGACAAGCCGAAUCCACGAACAAGACCGUGGUCAACAUGCUUAAGAAGCGACUGGAGGGUUCCCACGGGAAGUGGGCGGAAGAACUGCAUGGAGUCCUCUGGGCCUACCGGACCACUCCCAAGACCGCGACACAGGAAAACCCUUACUCGCUAGUCUAUGGCUCUGAGGCCAUAAUACCCACAGAGAUGCACGUGAGAACAACGGUCUCAGGGUCUACCUCUCAAGAAGAGAAUAAUGAACUGAGGACGCUGAGCCUCGACCUACUCGACGAAACGAGAGAGGCCGCUCGGCUAAGAAACUGA